AGAAGAAUACUACUUCGAACACAUCUCAUUAGACUGGAUCAACAUACCUAUCAGACCCAACGAAAUCUAUGAAAUCAAAACUAACAAGAAACCAAUGAUACCAACAAGCCUAGUUCAGCUACAGGAAGUACUUGAAAAUAUCACAGACGAAAUUUACAUUAACGUACUGAUUAAACAACAAAAAGAAAUCAACCCUACUAUAACAAUUCUCCGACAAUACUUUGAGAUACCACAAAUCUCAGACUACAUACUAGAACCUCCUCCUCUCCCAGAACUAACUUGGGACAUCUUCGCAUAA
Molecule: messenger RNA, 298 nt
Organism: Racocetra persica
Lineage: Eukaryota; Fungi; Glomeromycota; Glomeromycetes; Diversisporales; Gigasporaceae
Source: the annotation of a GenBank genome assembly